Molecule: messenger RNA, 228 nt
Organism: Ostertagia ostertagi
Lineage: Eukaryota; Metazoa; Nematoda; Chromadorea; Rhabditida; Trichostrongylidae
Source: the annotation of a GenBank genome assembly
AUGUUGGGUGGUAUCGCCCUGAUCGUCAUCCUCGUUGUGCUGUUAUUAUUUAUGCUUAGGUGUGCGGUAUACUAUAUUCCCCGAUGUUUUGGUUACGAAACCACUAAUCGACUUGAAGGACCCGGCCAUUCCCUCGGAAUGUACUCCAUGGAUCUGCAGGCACAUGGCAAGAAUCAAGGAUACGCAAAUGUCGGCUACAUACAUCGGGAAUCGGUAACUAACGCAUAG